This is a messenger RNA of Suncus etruscus (white-toothed pygmy shrew), 1861 nucleotides long. RefSeq names its product solute carrier family 1 member 5 (gene SLC1A5). Gene Ontology annotation, cellular component: plasma membrane. Gene Ontology annotation, molecular function: symporter activity; neutral L-amino acid transmembrane transporter activity; L-aspartate transmembrane transporter activity. The transcript is spliced from 8 exons. The record is from RefSeq and is a predicted model, not a curated record. Gene Ontology annotation, biological process: L-aspartate import across plasma membrane. Lineage: Eukaryota; Metazoa; Chordata; Mammalia; Eulipotyphla; Soricidae. Bases 240 to 1829 code for a protein of 529 amino acids.
GCCGUCCCAGCCUCGCCCGACCUCUCGGACCCUGCCGCCGUGAAGUCACAGCGGCCAGGUUCCAGCCCCCGCGCCCGCUUGCUCAACUGCUCGCCCCGAUCGGAUCGUUCGAAGGGGCUGGGCCCGGGGCGGGGAAGGUGGGCCAGGCCUCCAGGAGGAGGGAGAGCUGCCACCUCGCAGGCGCCCGGGAUUUGCACCCCAUCGGGGCGCGCCUCUAGUGCCCCCUGCCUCCUCCCAUCAUGACGGCUGACCCCCCUCGGGGCGGCCCCAAGGCCGAGCCCACCGCCAACGGGGUCUCCACGGUGGUGGUGACGGAGCCCGAGGAGGCGACGACGGCCAGGGGCGACCGCGUGCGCCGCUGCCUGCGCGCCAACCUGCUGGUGCUGCUCACGGUGGUCGCGGUGAUCGCGGGCGUGGCGCUGGGCCUGGUGGUCCUCAAGGUCCGCGGCGGGGAGGCCCUGGACCCCGCCACCCGCGUGGCCUUCGGCUUCCCCGGCGAGCUGCUGCUGCGGCUGCUCAAGAUGAUCAUCCUGCCCCUCGUGGUGUGCAGCCUGGUGGGUGGCGCCGCCAGCCUGGACCCCGGCGCCCUGGGCCGCCUGGGCGCCUGGGCACUGCUCUUCUUCCUGCUCACCACCCUGCUGGCAUCGGCGCUCGGCGUGGGCCUGGCGCUGGUCCUGCGGCCCGGAGCCUCCUACCAGGCCACCAACGUCUCGGCCGAGGCCCAGGGGCCCGAACUCCCCGACAAGGAGGUGGCCGAUUCGUUCCUGGAUCUUGUGAGAAAUAUCUUCCCUUCCAACCUGGUGUCCGCGACUUUCCAGACAUACUCGACCUAUUAUGUACCCCAGAAAGCCAAUGGAACCCUGAAGGAGCCCAGGGGGGAAAUGGUGGAAGGCAUGAAUAUCCUGGGCCUGGUGGUGUUUGCCAUCGUCUUUGGUGUGGCCCUGCGGAAGGUGGGCCCUGAGGGCGAGCUGCUCAUCCGCUUCUUCAACGCCUUCAAUGAUGCCACCAUGGUGCUGGUUUCCUGGAUCAUGUGGUACGCCCCCGUGGGCAUCCUGUUCCUGGUGUCCAGCAAGAUCGUGGAGAGUGGGGAUGUGGGGGUGUUGUUCGCCAACCUGGGCAAGUACAUCCUGUGCUGCCUGCUCGGCCACGCGAUCCACGGGCUGAUCGUGCUGCCCCUCAUCUACUUCUUCUUCACGCGCCAGAACCCCUAUCGCUUCCUCUGGGGCAUCUCCUCGGCGCUGGCCACCGCCUUUGGGACGUCUUCCAGCUCAGCCACGCUGCCCCUGAUGAUGCGGUGCGUGGAGGAGCGGAACCGGGUGGCCAGGCACAUCAGCCGCUUCAUCCUGCCCAUCGGCGCCACGGUCAACAUGGACGGCGCCGCCCUCUUCCAGUGCGUGGCCGCCGUCUUCAUCGCGCAGCUCAGCCAGCGGCCCCUGGACUUCGUGAGCAUCAUCACCAUCCUGGUCACCGCCACAGCCUCCAGCGUGGGCGCAGCGGGCAUCCCGGCCGGAGGGGUGCUCACCCUGGCCAUCAUCCUCGAGGCCAUCAACCUGCCGGUUCACUACAUCUCCCUCAUCCUGGCCGUGGACUGGCUGGUGGAUCGGUCCUGUACUGUCCUCAACGUGGAAGGGGACGCCUUUGGGGCUGGGCUCCUCCAGAGCUACGUGGAUCGCACUGAGAAGCAGAGCUCCGUGCCUGAACUACUCAAUGUGAAGACCGAGGCGACCCCUCUGCCGCCCCUUCGUAUCGAGGAGGGAAACCCCCUCCUCAGACACUGUCCUGGGCCGGCUGGGGACGCAGCCACCUUCGAGAAGGAGUCAGUCAUGUAAGGCCCAAGGUGGGCCCCCGAUGGAGCACUGGA